This is a messenger RNA of Gadus morhua (Atlantic cod), 6364 nucleotides long. RefSeq names its product pleckstrin homology domain containing, family H (with MyTH4 domain) member 2 (gene plekhh2). Gene Ontology annotation, molecular function: actin binding. The transcript is spliced from 31 exons. Gene Ontology annotation, biological process: negative regulation of actin filament depolymerization. Bases 272 to 4705 code for a protein of 1477 amino acids. The record is from RefSeq and is a predicted model, not a curated record. Lineage: Eukaryota; Metazoa; Chordata; Actinopteri; Gadiformes; Gadidae. Gene Ontology annotation, cellular component: cytoplasm; cytoskeleton.
CCUCGAAUCCUCUCUGCUCAAACUUUUACUCGAGAGCAGAAAGAGACAUUUACGGGACUGGAAAAUUCGUUGUUUUAGUCAUCAAUUGAAAGUAUGCCUUUGGAAUAAUUGCGAGGUGUUUUUUUGGAUUGGACAUGGCGUAAAGCUCUGUGUUGUUUCUCGUUAACUUCAUAGUUGAGUGAUGUAGGUGCUGGUCGGACACUGCCCAACCGCUAUCCACCCAUGCUAGCUCAUCCACCCACUCCCAGAAAUACCUCAGGAGUGGCUCAAAAUGGCAGAGGGUGAGGAGGCCAUGAGCCAGGAGGACUGGAAGGAAAAGUGUCUGGUCCUGGAGGCGUUGCUCAUGAAGUUCCGGGUGCAGAUCAUCAAAAUAAGGGAACUCACUGGAGACAAGAUUCAGCAGCUGGAGAUGCAGGUCAUCGAUGCAGAGAAGCGAGCCUUCAAUGCCCAGCAGCAGAUGCAGUGGGUGGGGGAGAAGCUGCAGGCGCCCGACGGCCAGGCGGGGGGCUCUGAGGUGCGUCUGCUCGGCCGUUGCCAGGAGCUGCAGGCCCUGCUGCAGGAGAAGGGGGAGGCCGUGGUCCUGCUAGAGCAGCAGCUGGAGGAGCAGAAACAAAUCCGGCUUCAGGACUCCAAAACGGUGGAGGAAAAGGCGGCCAAGAUCAAGGAAUGGGUGAUGCUGAAGCUAUCUGAUUUUGAGAUGGAGAACGCUGCAUUGAGAGAGAGUAACAGACAGCAGGAAGCUCAGAUCCAGGAGCUACAGAAACAAGUGCUGGCCCUGGAACAGAAACGUGGGCUAUCAGCGGGGGUGGGGCCCCGGCCAGGGGAGGCCCAGCGCCUCAGCAGCCUGACCUUCGGCUGCUUCCAGGUGCGGGGGAAGAGCCCUCAGGUCCUGACCGGACCAGAACCGUCCCAGAGAACCGUCAGCGCCCAGCCCCUGAGAGAGGCCAAGUGGGGGGGAGGCAACAGCGCGAGGAGCCACAACAACAACAACACCGCCCUCUCAGAGAUGGACGGAGAGGAGGCCGGCGACGAGACCGGCGAGGAGGCCCCCGGGGUGGACCCUGGCCCCGCUCCUGACGGCCAGCCGGGCGGAGCUAGCGACGGGGCCGGGUCACACCCAGGCGUGGGCGCGGCCCCCGGCGCGCUGCAGCUCAGCCGCCCCGGCAGCGAGUACUACCUGACGGCCUCCGACGACAGCAGCUCCCUGUUCGACGAAGACAUGCAGCGCGUGGAGCGGCCGCGCUUCAGCCUGCACGAGGCGCCGUGCGGCGGGGGGCCGGCGGCGGGGGACAGGGAGGACGGCGCCCGCACGGCGUCCUCCAAGCCGGACGACCUAAACUCCGAGGAGCUCAACCAGCGCUUCCAGUCCCAGCGGCUGGACUCGUCCUUCUCCUCCUCGCCCGCUGAUCCUCUGAGCGGCGCCACACCGGCCCCUACCCCGAAGCGCCCUAACCCGCCUCGGGACCCCCGGGACACCCCCGCCUCCCCCAAACAGCCCCGGCUGCGCACCCCGGCGCAGGGCUUCGGGGUGCUGAGCGUGGCCCAGGCCAAGAAGCACCUGAGCCAGCCGCCCGUCUACAGCGAGAGCACCCACGGGCGCACGCGCAACGCGCUCAGCCUGCUGCGCCCGCUGCGGCCCCAGGAGACCGACCUCGACGGGGACCAGGAGCCGAGGCGGGAGGUCGUCAUGGAGACGGGCCCGCAGGAGGUCCCUGGCUCUCCGGUAGCGCCAGCGCCCCAAAGCCCGGGCGACACAGGGAGCAAGGAGGCGGGGGAGAGUCUGGAGCCGUACAGCGCGGCACCAGGCAGCAAACCCCCGACCCCCCCGCUGCACAGGUUCCCAUCAUGGGAGAGUCGUAUCUAUGCCGUGGCCAAGUCAGGAAUCAGACUUUCAGAGACGUCCUGUACAGACCCUGCUGGCAAAGACCCUUCCCUGCAGUCCUCAUAUCCUGCCUUUGUGUUCUACACCUCCCUCAUCUAUAACAACAUGACCACACCUGUUUACACCACGUUGAAGGGGAAGGCCACCCUGUUGAGCGGCAGUGCGUUCUGCGAGGAGGAGUCCAGCUCGGAGGAGGAGUCCAGCUCCGGGGAGGAGGAGGGGUCUCUCUGCAGCUCGCGGACCUCAGGGUCCAGCUCCCGCAAGGACAGCAGCCCCGGGAGCCCGCGCUCCCUGAAGAGAGCUGUGUCCAUGUCCUCCGUGACGUCGGAGAGCGACUACGCCAUCCCCCCUGACGCCUACACCACCGACACCGACUGCUCUGAACCCGAACAGAAGCUCCCCAAGACCUGCUCCUCGGCCAGCGACAACGGGAAGACCGAGCCCAUGGAGAAGUCUGGGUAUCUGCUGAAGAUGGUGAAGACCUGGAAGAAGACCUGGAAGAGACGCUGGUUUGUCCUAAAAGAUGGAGAGCUGCUGUACUAUAAGUCGCCGAGCGAUGUCAUCCGUAGACCUCAGGGUCAGAUAGAGGUCAACGCUACCAGUAGCAUCUCCCGCGGCGAUGGGAAGCAAGUGCUACAGGUGGUGACAGGGAGGCGUGUGUGCUACCUGAAGGCCGACUCGCCCAACCUGCUGGAGGAGUGGCUGAGGGUGCUGCAGAGCGUGCUGAGGCUGAAGGCCGCCAGCCCCCUCUUCACCCAGCCCGACGUCCGGCCCAGCAUGAAGGGGCUGCUCCUCAAGGUGAAGCACGGCUACUCCAAGCGGGUGUGGUGCGCCCUGAUCGGUAAAACGCUGUACUACUUCCGCAGUCAAGAGGACAAGUUCCCCCUGGGCCAGAUCAAGCUGUGGGAGUCUCAGGUGGACGAGGUGGACGCGUCCCGGGACUCGGACGAGAACCUGAAGGCCUGUGGGCAAGGCCUGCAGGCCGCGCCCUUCACCAUCGCCGUCCAUCCCCAGGAACAAGGGCCCACCUACCUGCUCAUCGAGUCCCGGCACGAGAAGGAGUCGUGGCUGUACCACCUGUCUGUGGCGGCUGGGGCCCUGCUUGGCAAGGUGGGCACAGAGUUCGAACAGCUGGCCGGCAAGCUGUUCCAACUGGACGGGGACCCAAAUUCUCCGACCUGGAGGCACCCGGUGUUGUGUUUCAGUAAGGAUGCUCUGGUCUCCCCUCUCACCACCCUGCCCUCUCAGGCACUGCAGACGGAGGCUGUCAAACUCUUCAAGACCUGCCAACUCUUCAUCAAUGUUGCCAUCGACGCGCCGGCCAUCGACUACCACGUGUCUCUGGCCCAGAGUGCCUUGCAGGUGUGCCUGGCCCACCCAGAGCUGCAGAACGAGUUCUUCUGCCAGCUCAUCAAGCAGACCCGCAAGAGAGAGCCCCACGGCCAGCCAGGGCCACUGCAGGGCUGGCAGUUCCUAGCAUUGUGUGUGGGACUGUUCCUACCCCAGCACCCUUUCCUCUGGCUUCUACAGGUACACCUCAAAAGACAUGCAGACGCCAGGACGGAGGUGGGUAAGUACGCCAUCUACUGCCAGCGCUCACUGGAGAGGACGCAGCAGAAGGGAGAGCGGCAGGCCCGGCCGUCCCGCAUGGAGAUCCUGUCCAUCCUGCUCAGGAACCCCUACCACCACUCCCUGCCCUUCAGCGUCCCCGUGCACUUCCUCAACAGUGCCUACCAGGUUGUCAGCUGCGACGCCUCCACCACAGUGGAGGAGUUCCAGUGUCGGCUGAACCAGGACUCGGGCGUGAGGAAAACGGCCCAAUCUGGGUUCAGUCUGUACACAGACGACCCCACCGGACGGGACCUGGAGCACUGCCUGCAAGGAGGCAUCAAGGUCUGUGACAUCAUCUCUAAGUGGGAACAGGCCUCCAAGGAGCAGCACACGGGCAAGUCUGAGAACACCAGGACAGUACGCCUCACCUACAAGAACAGGCUGUACUUCUCUCCGCAGGUGAGAGGGGAGUCGGAGAGGGAGAGGCUGCUGCUGGCCUAUCAGACCAACGAGGCCAUCCUCGCGGGACACUUUCCUGUCAACAAGGAGUUAUCCCUGGAGAUGGCUGCCUUACUGGCUCAGGUGGAGUUUGGGGAUUUUGAGCGUCCGUUCUCUGCGGCUGGGUCAGCCCAAACCAAGUCAGUCCAGACCCUCAAACAGGUCCUGGAGAGGUUCUACCCAAAGCACUACCGCAAGACCACCUCCGAGGAGCAACUCAGACAGCUGCUUCAGCGCCUCUCUGUCCGUUGGGCAUCUCUCAGGGGUCGAAGUUCACCCGAGUGCGUCCGGAUCUACCUGACCGUAGCCAGGAAGUGGCCUUUUUUCGGAGCAAAACUAUUUGAGGCAGAGUCCGUCACAGCCUCUCCAGAGCAGGGUGCACGUGUGUGGCUUGCCGUGCAUGAGGACGGCAUCAGCGUCCUGGAGCACAACUCUAUGAAGCCGCUGGUGUCCUUACCCUAUAAGAACCUGGGGACCUUUGGAGGCUGUAACCAGGACCUCAUGCUGGUGGUGGGCCAGAGUGCCGGCCAAAACACCUCCAAAGACAAGCCCACAGAGAGGCAUCUCUUUGCCAUGCCCACCUCCAAGAUCAGGGAGAUGACCCUUCUCAUCUCCAGCUACGUCAACAGUGCCCAUCAGCUGAAGGCCGCUGCCCACCACCUGUCCGCACCUGCCUUAUUGGUCGCUCAGCCUGUCACUCUCAAGAGCAAGGAGCUGAGGAGCAAAUCACCGCAGGCCAAGGGCAGAACAAGCAAGGCCCCUACCCUGUUAUGAGCAGAAGGGUAUAGACAUGACACCAAAGCCUGUGGGCCGGACCUCCGUGAUGAUGAAGGGCCCCAACCUCUUCGUCUAGGGUUUAAUUAUAUUUAAAUGUAUAACAUGAGUAGGCUUUGCGGAGCAAUAAAACUAAUUGGGUCGGUUAAAAGAAUAACUGCUCCAUAUACCUUACCAUGGUACAACAGUGAAGGACAUUGGUUUUUUUCUUAAUAAUGCUCUCUUUCUCUCACUCCUUCUUUCUUUAUACCACUCCCCAUCUAUCUCUAUCUUGUUGUUGUUUUUUUAAAAAAAGGUUAACUGUUAAGAAACUGUUUCGUUUUUCUUAAUACAAACAUUCCUUAGCCUGGGAAGCGAACGAAUUUGAGAGCUGAUGUUUUAAUUGCUCUGGUAGUUGGUCAUUCCCCCCUCCCAUUCACAAAGAUUUACAGCCCUACUUGCACAUGUCGGGCCAAUCACCACAGUAUCUUAUAGGGGGCGGGUUUGAAACAAUGACUGUACAGAGCAGUGCCGUUUUUGUAACCUUCCAAGAGGAUGGAUGUGGAACGAAAAGUGGAACCCGCUAACAUGAUAGUUAAACCAGUAUAUUUUCUCUAAACGAAAAAACGUCUGCAGAUAUAUCCAAUUGCAACCAGGCAUUUUCGUCUGCUCCCAUUGAUGCUCCCCUUAAAAUAAGAAAAUUAACUGAAACACGCAAAAUGGUGGUAGGCUAAUGCGUUGAGACAGGCAUCAUAAAGUUGUGUGUUGGAAGCAAAGGAUUUAUUAUGAAUUUGCUGUAUCUAAUGUACUUAACAGAAUGUCAUUUAAAAAUAAGUGAUAAAUGACUUAAAAGAGACAAGGAAGAAAUGAAACCAGUCAUAAGAUAUAAGGUGAGUCAGCUGUCUGGACCGUAAAUCCGUUCAGGUUUCUAGUGGGUGUUUUAGUCAGGACCUCAAAUGAUUGGUUCCAUAGUCAUUUCAUGUGUAAAAUUAUCAGAUUUACUGAUAGCUAUGUUUAAAGUAUGCAGACAUUUAUGGAGAAUUUGUGCAGGUCUCAUUACAUGUGAGACAGAUGACCCCUGUGGGCGAUGUGUUGGCUGGGCUUGGGAAGGACUUGCUCAAGGGGAAAGGUGAUGGACCUUGUUUCCCUGGUUACUCAGUAACUUGCGAUGUUUGAACCUUAUUCAGAGGCAUAAUGUCCACUGCUUGUACAGUUUUUAUGAAAGGGCAGUUCUACUAAAGUAAUAGGGAUGAUUUAACAAUACUGCACAUCAGGAAGGGAAGGAGAGAAGGUGAUGAGAAUGUUUUUAUUCUUAUUAUUAUUCAUUUAUUUAUUUAGUUUUAAAGAGUGAUGUGAGGGACUUUAUAUGGUAAAGGUUUGAAAGAUAAAGGGCUUUUCUUGUACUCAAAGGGAUUCGGUUUUCUUGCUCAUUCCUGGCCGGUAAAUGCUACAUGAAGGAAUUUAGAGGACCUAACAAACUAUGACAUCGCAGGAGCAUACAUCUAAACCCUCAAAGUUGGUUUAGAAAGAACUUAAUGUUGUUUUGCCAUGUGCAUUGAACUAUUUCCAUCGUCAUUUUCCCUCCAAAGAAAUUGUAUUUUGCCUGAACUAUUUAUUCUAUCAAAUGCAAUAUGUUGGGUACAUAUUUUGACAUUUGAAUAAAUAUCUGUGCCAAACGUG